UCUAAAAUGACUAACAUGUCUGAUAUAGUUCUGUUUUCUUUGUCUGGCUUCAGUGCCACUGCUAACUACAAAAUCCUACUUUCCUCCCUCACUUUACUUUGUUAUUGUCUUAUUGUGCUGUUAAACGUGUCUCUGGUUUUAACCAUAAUAUUAGAUCAGAGCUUACAUGAACCCAUGUAUGUUUUUGUAUGUUCAUUAUGCAUUAAUGGGCUUUAUGGGUCUACUGGCUUUUAUCCCAAAUUUUUCUUUGAUCUUCUUUCCAAAAUCCAAGUAAUAUCAUAUUCAGGAUGCCUAUUGCAAGUCUUUGUCAUAUACUCCAAUAUAAAAAUCGACUACUCCAGCCUCGUUGUCAUGGCCUAUGACAGAUAUGUAGCUAUAUGUCGACCCCUUGAGUAUCACUCUGUAAUGUCUGUGCGAAGGACUGCGGUCCUAGUUGCUUUCUCAUGGCUUGCACCCUUGUGCUGUGAAGUUAUGGUUCUAACCUUGACAUCUACAUUGAAAUUUUGCAACUCCAGAAUAGAUAAACUCUACUGUGAGAACUGGUCCCUUGUUAAACUUGCUUGUGGCUCAACAAAAACAAACAACAUAUUUGGAUUGUUUGUUAUCGCUCUCUAUUGUCUGCAUUUGCUUUUCAUUGUGUGUUCUUACGUGCAGUUGGUCAAAGCCGCUUUAAAGUCCACCAAGGGAAAAAGAAAGUUCACACAGACGUGUGUGCCGCAUUUGUUGUGUCUGCUUAAUGUGUCUGUUGCUUUGCUGUUUGAUGUUAUGUACUCGAGGUACGGAUCAGCAUCUGUGCCGCAGAGUGUUAAGAAUUUCUUUGCCAUACAAUUUAUUGUAAUUCCACCAAUAAUUAACCCUAUCAUUUAUGGACUGAUUCUGACUAAAAUACGAAACAAAAUAGUACAUUUGUGUGUGAUGGCAGGUCAAAGACUUCAAUUGAGAGUCGAGGUUUGAUAUGUAAGCACUGAUCCUGUCUUACCUUUACUCUGACCUUUCU
Messenger RNA from Pungitius pungitius (ninespine stickleback), 997 nucleotides. Its product is annotated as olfactory receptor 1D2-like. Gene Ontology annotation, biological process: G protein-coupled receptor signaling pathway; detection of chemical stimulus involved in sensory perception of smell. The record is from RefSeq and is a predicted model, not a curated record. Gene Ontology annotation, molecular function: odorant binding; G protein-coupled receptor activity; olfactory receptor activity. Gene Ontology annotation, cellular component: membrane. NCBI's taxonomy places the organism in Eukaryota, Metazoa, Chordata, Actinopteri, Perciformes, Gasterosteidae. The coding region runs from base 7 to 954 and encodes 315 amino acids. The transcript has a single exon.